GGGAGAGAAAAAGGAAGCUGUCCGAUAAGUUUUUGUGUAUAUUUCUUCAAAGUUACACAAACUUUCUCAAGCCAAAGGUGUGAUUGGAGGCCUUGUUGAGAUCAGCGUGCUGAAGAGAAAGAUCUGAAGAGGAGGACGGACACCAGUUUGUCUGCAGUUGUGCACAACUGAUGACAACAUCAAAUAUUAACACUUUCUAAGGCCUUGGGCCUCGAGUGAGUACAGAGAGACCCUGGACAGAGAAAAAGGGACAAUGUCCUCUGACUUGGACUCCAGUCUCACCAGUAUUGACUGGCUGCCUCAGCUGGGAAUCAGUAGCCUGCGCUCGGGGAAAGAGAGAGGAGGAGGGGAGAGGGACAAGAAGAAAGACAGAGGGAGGGAGAGAGGAGACUUCUUACCAUCUAUCCAGGACCCUUCUGCUUCUAACUCUAAAGGGAAACCCCCUCACAGCUACGCCACUCUCAUCGCCAUGGCGAUAGCAGCUGCACCUGAGAGGAAGUUGAGUUUGAAUGACAUCUACACCUGGAUCAGUGACACUUUCCCUUACUACAGCCGAGCAGGCCGUGGAUGGAAGAACUCCAUUCGACACAAUCUGUCUCUAAAUAAAUGCUUCAGGAAAGUUCCUCGGCCCCGGAACGACCCUGGCAAGGGUUCCUAUUGGACGAUGGAUGGACCUGCAGAGGCAAAUCAACUGAGGGCACCUAAACGUCCCUAUCCAAAGGAAGAAGAGGAGAGGCAGGAUUUACAGGUUCCCGAAACACCAGGGACACAGGCGGACAGAGGACCCUCCCCUCAUCAACCACAACCGACCUCCCACACAGACCAUCAGCUUCUUAACACCGACUCACUGGGAGCCAUCAAGCGACAAUCACCCCAGUCUGCCUCCCUCUCUCCUCCUCCGUGCAUGCAACCGUCACCCUACAUGCCGAGCCCUGUCUCCAGUCUCUCCGUCCCUCAUCCAUCCGUCUCUCCUUCAGCUGGGCUCCCACCUGCUGCCCCCGUGUCCUCCAUUAAUUCUCUUUCACCUCCCCAUCCACCUGGCCCCACUCUUUCCAUCCCCACAGCUUCUGCUGCCAAUAUGUCUACAGCUUCUCCCGCUGCUCCCUCUUUCUCUGCCACUCUGUCCUUUCCCGCUAAUUCAGGACCUGUAUCUGUUUCCACUUUCUCCUGCGCUCCCAACACGACGCCUGUUUGCACGGUGUCGGGCCCCGCUCACUCUUCUGCAUCUGUUGUCGCCCUUCCUGUUGUUUCUUUAAACUCCUCUACUGAUCCUCCGCUGCGUUUCACCUUUGAUGAGAUGAAUUUACCAGACUUGUAUGCAUCUUUCAAGUCGCUCUUCAAGACUAUGCGAGAGAGGGGAGGCUCACAGUCGGAUGUUGCUCCCCUGAUUCUCCCAAACAAUGACACUACCCCACUGCACACUCCAACUCUGCUACCAAUGUCUCCGUACCCUGCACCACCUGUACCAGCCGCUCCAGCUGCACCAACUGCUCCAGCUGCACACCCUCCUUCACAAUACACGGUGCCACCCGACUGGUUCAGUAACCCAGAUUCUCUGAAGGAGAGCUUCCGCAUUGCCAGCAAUCUAGACUGGGCAAACAUAGACCUCUCUGGUCACCCAGACCUGCUGGAAAGCAUGCGGCAGGCGGAGCUCUGUGACUGGGCCCUGGACCCGGCGCUCUUCACCUCUCUCUGUGACUCUCUGAACCGCUUCUUCACUCAGAAAGGCAUGAUCACCUCUGGGAAUAAUUCCCCACUAGCCCUUGGUGCACCUCACUCCUUACAAGCCCCACCUUUCACCUCCAAUCCGCCUCCAACCCUCGCCAGCCUUACUCACCCAUCCCCCCUCCCCUACUGUCCCCUAGUUCCCCCUGCCAACGGACCACAGCCGCCCCGGAGGGCUCUUCCCAUGCAGGGACCAGGCUUUCAAAGACCACAGCUAACGCAGCCUGCAAACACACCCGCUGGGAUGCAGCCUCAGUCUAUGACACCACGACAGCGUCCUCCAUUAAAGAAUCUGCACAGCAACAGCGAGGAGAUCCAGGAUGACUUUGACUGGGAUUCUCUGCUCGUUUGACCCUCACUGCCUGCGAGGAGAAACAAUUCAAACAGAACUUUUCAGAGAUAUGGGACUCUUUACAGCCAUGUAAACUAAAUGGCUCACUGGUAACAGAACAUCUUGAAGAUUCUCUGGAAACAAGUUUGGGAUCAAGUUGUGUCACAUCAGACUGAAUGCUGUAUUUCAAGGUUACAAUAGUUGUACGUUUUUUCACCUGUAUUCAAAUUCAUAUGCUGUAAUAACUUCUGUUUUAUGUAUCUUGUGCAGGUAGUUUGAAGGGUGUUGUUUUCUAAUGGACUGUAGUUUUAUAAACAUGUUCAACAAAGAAAAUAAAGUAUAAAUUUAUUCUUGUCACAUUAUUGUACUCUGCAGCAGUAAAAAAAA
Messenger RNA from Seriola dumerili (greater amberjack), 2443 nucleotides. It is a transcript of the gene foxj2, whose product is annotated as forkhead box protein J2-like. Gene Ontology annotation, cellular component: nucleus. NCBI's taxonomy places the organism in Eukaryota, Metazoa, Chordata, Actinopteri, Carangiformes, Carangidae. Gene Ontology annotation, molecular function: DNA-binding transcription factor activity, RNA polymerase II-specific; RNA polymerase II cis-regulatory region sequence-specific DNA binding. The record is from RefSeq and is a predicted model, not a curated record. The transcript is spliced from 10 exons. Bases 254 to 2077 code for a protein of 607 amino acids. Gene Ontology annotation, biological process: regulation of transcription by RNA polymerase II.